Megalobrama amblycephala (Wuchang bream) is the source of this 1184-nucleotide messenger RNA. RefSeq names its product CXADR-like membrane protein. Gene Ontology annotation, cellular component: external side of plasma membrane. NCBI's taxonomy places the organism in Eukaryota, Metazoa, Chordata, Actinopteri, Cypriniformes, Xenocyprididae. The record is from RefSeq and is a predicted model, not a curated record. Bases 356 to 997 code for a protein of 213 amino acids. Gene Ontology annotation, biological process: cellular response to lipopolysaccharide; cell surface receptor signaling pathway; negative regulation of T cell proliferation. The transcript is spliced from 6 exons.
UCUCUCUUGGUUUCCGUACACAAUUGAGGUUGUCACUGGACAUGCUGCAUUCAUAUCAUGCUUUCUUAGUGACACUAAACUAAAGUCAACACUAGGAAUGACAGCAGAAAAAAUAGAGAAAACUUAACAGUUUGACUAUAUCAGAGAGGGAAACUAAUUCACUCAUCUGGUCUGAUAACUAUCCUCCUGCAUCUCUUCUCAUGCACAACAAUCAAGGCAAAUGUCUCUGCAGCUCAUGAAUGUGGGUGUCUCUACGCUCUUGUCAUGACAGCAGUGAAACACAUGAGACGUCAUUCAGAGAAAUGAUUCAACUUGAAGAUCAGGAUCCAGAACACAGUGUUUCCCAGAGGAGUUUAUGAAAGGACGCUUCAAUCUCAUACUCAUUUACUACUUCAUCUGUGUAUUUGCAGUGCUGAUAAAUAAAGUGUCUCUGCAGGAAACAGUAGAGGCUGUUAUUGGCGGUUCUGUUGUCCUGCCGUGUUCUUCCACUGAACAUGAUCAUAAACUUCAAGACAUUGAUAUACAUUGGAGACACAAUGGCAGCAAGAUUGUGUAUGAUAUAGUCAAUGGUCAAGAUUCAGUAGUGUUACAGGACCAACGGUACAAGAGUCGAGCUGAAACUUUCCCUGAUGAGCAUCUGAGAGGAAACUUCUCCAUCAAACUACACAAUCUCACUCAUGAUGAUGCAGGAAAAUACAUAUGCUUCAUCAAACACACAUCUAAACAGAAGACUGUACAGCUGAUCAUCAAGGAAUCAACAGCAGAAAAAGAAAACAAAUCAACCGAUCAAGGAAACGAAGGAGAAGAAAAAGGAGCAGAUGUGGAGACAUCAUCAACAUCGCUCUGGGUUUACAUUGUAGUAGCUGUAUUCUUAGUGCUAGCCUGUAGUAUUAUUAGUGCUAGUUUCAUCAUAUUUCCCUUUAGAGGAAGAAUUCAAUCUGCCUCAAUACCUUCUGAAGAACAAAGAACAGAGAUAGAAAUGACAAAUCAGGACUAAAAGUGGAAGCUUUUUUUACUUUUUUUGACUGUUUUUUAUAUUCAGUUCAUUUAUUACAGCUUUCAUUGAUUCAUUUUUUGUAAUAUACACUGUUUUGUGGCAAUAUAUUCUUGCCUUAUGCACUGCAUUGAGAUUCUGAAACAGUAAAGAGGAAAAUGUUUUGCUAAAGAACAAAUGAGUCUGUCUU